Molecule: messenger RNA, 673 nt
Organism: Haemorhous mexicanus (house finch)
Lineage: Eukaryota; Metazoa; Chordata; Aves; Passeriformes; Fringillidae
Product: claudin-7-like
Exons: 5
Coding region: 8-673 (221 amino acids)
Biological process (GO): cell adhesion; bicellular tight junction assembly
Cellular component (GO): plasma membrane; bicellular tight junction
Molecular function (GO): structural molecule activity
Source: RefSeq, a predicted model, not a curated record
UCCGGCGAUGGCGCACGGGGGGCUGCAGGCGCUGGGGCUGGCGCUGGCCGGGGCCGGCUGGCUGGCGCUGCUGGCGGCCACGGCGCUGCCGCAGUGGGAGGUGUCGACGUUCGCGGGUGACAACAUCAUCACGGCGCUGGUGACAAUGAAGGGACUCUGGAUGAGCUGCGUCAGCACCAGCACGGGCCAGCUGCAGUGCAAGAGCUACGAGUCCGUGCUGGCCCUGCCAGCCCACCUGCAGGCCACGCGGGCUCUCCUGGUGGUCUCGGGGGUCCUGGGCCCGCUGGCGCUGGGCGCGGCCGUGGCGGGGAUGAAGUGCACGCGCUGCGGGGGCGACGACCCCCGCAAAAAAUCCUCGGUGGCCGCGGGGGGAGGGGCUCUCUUCAUCCUCUCAGGGCUCCUGGCUCUCGUCGCCUGCUCCUGGUACGGCCACAGGAUCAUCACCAGCUUCUACGACGCCACCGAGUGCCCAUCAACCUCAAGUGAGCAAAAUUUGGGGUUCGAGUUCGGCUCGGCGCUCUUCCUGGGCUGGGCGGGCUCGGCGCUGGCGCUGCUCGGGGGGUCCCUCCUGGCCUCGUCCUGCUGCAGCCGCGGGGGGGGAGGGGCGGCCAAGCGGGGCUACCCCCGCGCCAAGACCCCCCCCCAAGGGCCCCCCCAGCUCCCGCGACCCUAA